CGCCGCACAUGCAUCUGACAUUCAAUGGCGGACAGCCUGGUUGAUUCGUCUUCUCCUAAACUCUGCUAAUCUCUUCAACUUUUGCUUUAUUUUCUGACUUUAACAUCAUCCAGCGCUACAAGUGUAUGCAAGGCUCACUAAUCUACCAUUGGAAGAUAUCUGGGGCCAAUUGGUGAGAUUUCGGUGGCGAUUUGUUCUCCUGAGCCCGGGCAUUGUUUUUGAAAACAGCGCGCGCGCGGGCUAUCCAAAUUUUCGCGGGAAAUCGAGGAGAGCUUCGACGACGAUCGGUGAACUUGCCUCUGGUUGAAAAAACCUGCCAGUAUUUACACAAGAUGUCGCAGCAAUCUGCCGUUCUGCAUCUCGAGGAUGGGGCUGUCUACGAAGGGCGGCUGUUUGGAGCACAGAAAAGCAUUGCCGGGGAAGUCGUGUUCCAGACUGGAAUGGUGGGGUACCCAGAAUCCCUCACGGACCCGUCCUACCGCUCCCAGAUCCUGGUCCUGACCUACCCGCUCAUCGGCAACUACGGCAUUCCCGAGGGUGGGGAGGACGAGUACGGGAUCCGCAGGUGGUUUGAGUCGGCAAAGAUCCACGUGUCGGCUCUCAUUGUUGGGGAGUACUCUCAGCAGUACAGCCACUUCAGCGCCCGGAAGUCCCUGUCGGACUGGCUGAAAGAAUACGACAUUCCUGCUAUUGAAGGUAUUGACACCCGUGCCCUGACCAAGAAGAUCCGUGAGAAGGGGACCAUGCUGGGGAAGGUUGUGGUUGGUGGUCAGGAUGUCCCGUUUGAAGACCCCAACCUGAGAAACCUGGUUGCUGAAGUGUCCUACAAAGAGCCUCAGGAGUACAACCCCAAGGGUGAUGUGAAGAUCAUUGUGGUGGACUGUGGGCUGAAGUUCAACCAGCUGCGCUGUCUCUGCAGACGGGGAGCCAAGGCCAAGGUUGUUCCCUGGGACUACCAGUUCAACAGUGAUGAGUAUGAUGGCCUGUUCCUCAGUAACGGUCCUGGCGACCCAUCCAUGGCUACCAAGACCAUACAGAACAUCCAGCGCGUCCUGAACGAACCCAACCCCAAACCUGUGUUUGGCAUCUGCCUGGGGCACCAGCUUCUGUCCAUCGCUAUUGGUGCCAAAACAUACAAGAUGAAGUAUGGCAACCGUGGUCACAACCAGCCGUGCAUCCAUUCCGGUACGGAGCGGUGUUACAUCACCUCCCAGAACCACGGGUUUGCUGUGGACGCCUCCAACCUGCCGCAGGACUGGUCCAUUCUUUUCACCAAUGCCAAUGACAAGACCAAUGAGGGCAUUGUCCACAACACUAAGCCGUUCUACAGUGUCCAGUUCCACCCAGAGAACAUGGCCGGACCGCAGGACCUUGAGUCACUGUUUGAUGUCUUCUUGGAUGUGGUCAGAACACACAAGAAAGGCAUGGGGCAGGCAGGCCCUUGUGUGAAGGAUCGUCUGGUUGACCAUCUUGAGUACAAGGUGCCGCCGUCUGUGCCAGAGUCACGCCCCAGCAAGGUGCUGAUCCUGGGCUCAGGGGGUCUGUCUAUUGGUCAGGCUGGGGAGUUCGACUACUCUGGAUCUCAGGCCAUCAAGGCAUUGAAGGAAGAAGGUAUCCAGACUGUGCUGAUUAACCCAAAUAUUGCAACAGUUCAGACAUCCAAGGGCCUUGCUGACAAGGUCUACUUCCUGCCCAUCAAACCUGACUACGUCACUCAGGUCAUCAAGAGCGAACGUCCCGAUGGAAUUCUGCUGACCUUCGGUGGACAGACAGCCCUGAAUUGUGGCGUGGAGCUGACCAAGCAGGGCGUGCUGGAAAAGUACAACGUGAAGGUCCUCGGUACCCCUGUGUCGUCCAUUGUGAUGACUGAGGACCGUGAGAUCUUUGCCAAGAAGAUGGCAGAAAUCAACGAGUUUGUUGCACCCAGUGAGGCAGCAUACUCUGUAGCCCAGACUGUAGAAGCUGCAGAGCGUUUAGGUUACCCUGUCAUGGUGCGUGCGGCCUACGCCUUGGGCGGUCUGGGUUCAGGGUUUGCCAACAACAAGUCAGAACUGACCAAGCUCGCCACCGCAGCCUUCGCCCACACCAACCAAGUCCUGGUGGACAAGUCGCUCAAGGGCUGGAAGGAGGUGGAGUAUGAGGUAGUCAGGGAUGGAUUCGACAACUGCAUCACGGUUUGUAACAUGGAGAACGUUGACCCUUUGGGUAUCCAUACUGGAGAGUCCAUCGUGGUGGCACCGAGUCAGACGCUGUCCAACAAGGACUACAACAUGCUGAGGACCACGGCUAUCAAGGUCAUCCGCCAUCUGGGGGUGGUGGGAGAGUGUAACAUCCAGUAUGCACUCAACCCCGAGAACGAACAGUUCUACAUCAUUGAGGUGAACGCCCGCCUGUCCAGAAGCUCCGCCCUGGCCAGUAAGGCCACAGGAUACCCCCUGGCGUAUGUGGCGGCUAAGCUUGCCCUGGGGAUCCCCCUCCCUGAGCUGAAGAACUCUGUGACCGGCUGCACCACGGCUAACUUUGAGCCCAGUCUGGACUACUGUGUGGUCAAGAUCCCACGCUGGGAUCUCAGGAAGUUCAACCGAGUCAGCAAGAAUAUCGGUAGCUCCAUGAAGAGUGUUGGUGAGGUGAUGGCUGUGGGCAGGCGGUUUGAGGAAGCCUUCCAGAAGGCUCUGCGUAUGAUGGACGAAAACUGCCUCGGCUUUGACACAAACCACAGCCAGAUAGAGAUGGAACUGUCAGAUCUAGACAAGGAGCUGGUCAGUCCCACAGACCAGAGGAUCUUUGUGGUGGCCAAGGCCAUCGCAGCCGGCUACACCAUCGACCGCUUGUACGACCUGACUCGCAUCGACAAGUGGUUCCUCUACAAGUUCAAGAACAUCGUGGACUGUGCCCAGACAAUGGAAAAGUUCUGCACGAAGGCCAAUAUGCUGGACAAGGACAACCUGCUCAGAGCCAAACAGCUAGGGUACUGUGACAAGCAGAUCGCUGCCUGUAUUGAAAGCACUGAGCUGGCUGUGAGGAAGGCCCGACAACAGUACGGUGUUGUACCAAGCAUCAAACAGAUAGACACCGUGGCUGCAGAAUGGCCCGCCUCUACAAAUUACCUGUACCUGACCUACAACGGCUCCUCCCACGACCUGGACUUCCCUGGCGGUUACAUCAUGGUAAUCGGGUCAGGCGUGUACCGCAUCGGGAGCUCUGUGGAGUUCGACUGGUGUGCUGUGGGCUGUAUUCGAGAGCUCAGGAAGCUCGGGUUCAAAACCAUCAUGGUGAACUACAACCCUGAGACAGUCAGCACAGACUACGACAUGUGUGACAGGCUCUACUUUGACGAGAUCACAUUUGAGACUGUGAUGGACAUCUAUGAGUUUGAGGACCCAGAAGGCAUCAUCCUGUGUAUGGGAGGGCAGCUCCCCAACAACAUUGCCAUGGACCUGCACAGGCAACAGGCCCGAAUCCUGGGUACAUCACCGGAGGGCAUUGACAAUGCAGAGAACAGGUUCAAGUUCUCCCGCAUGCUGGACAACAUCGGCAUCGAACAGCCCCAGUGGAAGGAACUGACAGACAUGGACACUGCUCGGGAGUUCUGUGAGAAGGUGGGGUACCCGUGCCUGGUGCGGCCGUCCUACGUCCUGAGCGGUGCUGCCAUGAACGUGGCUCACUCCGCACACGAGCUGGAGGACUACCUGAACAACGCUGUGUCCUUCUCCAGGGAGCACCCUGUCGUCAUCUCCAAGUUCAUCCUGGAGGCCAAGGAAAUUGACGUGGAUGCUGUUGCCAGAGAUGGAGAAGUCCUGGCCAUCGCUGUAUCAGAACAUGUGGAGAAUGCAGGAGUCCACUCUGGUGAUGCCACACUGGUGACCCCACCUCAGGACUUGAAUGAAGAGACACUGCGUAAGAUCCAUGCCAUCGUGCUUGCCAUCGGCCGAGAGCUGGAGGUGACUGGACCAUACAACAUGCAGCUCAUUGCAAAGGACAACCAGCUGAAGGUGAUUGAGUGCAACCUCCGCGUGUCACGCUCCUUCCCCUUCGUCUCCAAGACCCUCGGACACGACUUCAUCGCCAUGGCAACCCAGGUCAUCAUGAACCAGAUGGUGGAGCCGGUCGAGCUAAACGGGAACGGAAAAGUCGGCGUGAAGGUUCCCCAGUUCUCGUUCUCCCGGCUGGCCGGCGCUGACGCCCUGCUGGGAGUGGAGAUGGCCAGUACGGGCGAGGUGGCGUGCUUCGGAGAUAACCGCUACGAUGCGUACCUGAAGGCCAUGCUGAGCACCGGCUUCCGCAUCCCCCGCAAGAACAUCCUGCUGUCCAUCGGCAGCUACAAGAACAAGAACGAGCUCCUGCCUGCAGUCCGGACCCUGGAGAACCUGAAGUACAAGCUGUUUGCCAGUAUGGGUACGGCUGACUUCUACAGUGAGCAUGGGAUACAGAUCACCCCCAUUGAGUGGCCGUUUGAAGAUGGAGAGGAACCCCUCAGUGCGAAGGGGGAGAAGGAGCCCAACAUUGCUGACUACCUGACCGAUAACAUGUUUGAUCUGGUCAUCAACCUGCCCAUGAGGAGCGGCGGGUAUCGGCGCGUGUCGUCCUUCGUCACGCAGGGCUACCGCACGCGGCGCAUGGCCGUGGACUUCUCCGUACCGCUCAUCACGGAUGUGAAGUGUGCAAAGAUGUUUGUGGAGGCGCUGCGUAAGGUUGGUGGAAGACCUCAGAUGAAAACACACAUCGACUGUAUGACCUCCCAGAAGCUGGUCAAGCUACCAGGUCUGAUUGACAUCCAUGUCCACGUGAGGGAGCCAGGUGCGACUCACAAGGAGGACUUCUCCUCGUGCACGGCAGCAGCCCUGGCUGGCGGAGUGACCAUGAUCCUCUGCAUGCCCAACACGUCUCCACCAACCACCGACCAGGCUUCUCUUGCUCUCACGCAGAAGCUGGCCCGACUGAAUGCCAGGUGUGACUACGGUCUGUACGUGGGCGCGGGAACAGACAAUGCUGACUUGCUGCCGCCGCUGGGCAACUCUGCCAUCGCCAUGAAGAUGUACCUGAACAACACGUAUGGCCCCCUGAAGCUGGAUGACAUCACAGUGUGGAUGCAGCAUUUUGAGAAGUGGCCGAAGCACCUGCCCAUCGUGUGCCAUGCCGAGGGCCAGACCAUGGCUGCUGCCCUCCUCAUGGCCGAGUUCUACAAGCGGUCCAUCCACAUCGCACAUGUGGCCAAGAGGGAGGAGAUCGUGGUGAUCCGCCAAGCCAAAGACCGAGGAAUGCAGGUGACCUGUGAGGUGUGCCCCCACCACCUGUUCCUGACCCAGGAUGACCUGGAGGCCAUAGGUCAUGCCAGGGGUCAGGUCAAGCCCCCCAUCCAGACCAAGGAGGACCAAGAUGCUUUGUGGGAAAACAUGGACAUCAUCGACUGCUUUGCAACUGACCAUGCUCCCCACAGUGUGGAGGAGAAGGAGGGACCCAAGCCGCCCCCAGGCUACCCCGGGCUGGAGACCAUGCUGCCGCUCCUGCUGACCGCUGUUACUGAUGGUCGCAUCACCAUGGAAGAUCUGAUUGCCAAACUGUACCACAAUCCUCGGCGAAUCUUCAACCUGCCGGAGCAGAAGGACACCUACAUCGAGGUGGACAUGGACUCAGAGUGGACCAUUCCCAAGUACAUGAAGUUCACCAAGUCCAAGUGGACGCCCUUCGCUGGGAUGAAGGUCCGCGGGGCCAUCCGGAGGGUGGUGCUGCGAGGAGAGGUGGCCUAUGUGGAUGGACAGGUGUUAGUACCUCCAGGGUUCGGCCAGGAUGUGCGCACAGAGACUGAUGCAGUAGUGUUUGCCAAACCCAUAGGUCCUGCUCCAAAGAAAGGUGUGAAGGGAGUCGCUGGGACAGAAAAGCUGGUCCCACUUGCGGACUCCACUCUUGUCAAUCUUACAGAAAACCAGCCAGUACCAGUGCCUGUGCCACACAUCGCAGGAGGAGAGCCCGCCCCGCCCACUGUCCUGUCUGCUCCCCCCAGCCCUCGCAAGAUCCAGCCACAGCGGGAGCAGUUCCAACUCCCCCCACGGGUUCGCAGGAUGUCCGAGCGCGAGAUGCAUACAGAGGGCACCCCUCCCUCGGCAGAGACCCAGAUCGUGGGUGUGCGUGGGAUCAGCAUGACGCCCCCCUCUGUGGGCAGCACCCCCCAGCCCAUCCCCCUCCCCAUCAGCAGCUCCACACACGGCUUCGUCGGCCUGCACGUCCUGACCGCAACCAGGUUCAACAAGGAGCAGCUGCACCACCUGUUCAACGUGGCCCAUAACAUGCGGACCAUGGUACAGAAGGACAGGCCACUGGACGGCCUGCUCAAGGGCAAGGUGAUGGCAAGUCUGUUCUACGAGGUCAGCACCCGCACCAGCAGCUCCUUCACGGCCGCCAUGCAGCGUCUGGGCGGGACGGUCAUCCAGCUGGACGAGAGCAGCUCCUCACACCAGAAGGGAGAGUCUCUGUCAGACACGGUGCAGGUGAUGUGUGGCUACAGUGACGUGGUUGUCAUCAGGCACCCCAAGCCUGGAGCACUGGAGGUUGCCUCCAGGAACUGUCGUAAGCCCAUCAUCAAUGCAGGUGACGGCACAGGUGAACACCCCACCCAGGCCCUGCUGGAUGUCUUCACCAUCAGGGAGGAACUCGGAACUGUCAACGGCAUGACGGUGACGAUGGUAGGAGACCUGAAGCACGGCCGUACUGUCCACUCCCUGGCCAGGCUCCUCACCCUGUACAGGGUCAACCUGUGCUACGUCGCACCCAAAGGUCUGGAGAUGCCACAGGAGGUCGUGGACUAUGUCGCUGCCAGGGGCAUUCCACAGUCCACCUACAGUAGUCUGGAGGACGCCCUUCCUGAGACAGACGUGCUCUACAUGACCCGCAUACAGAAGGAGAGGUUUGCCACUCCAGAGGAGUAUGAGAGGAGCUGCGGCCAGUUUGUGGUGACACCUCACACCAUGACUAAGGCUAAGAAGAAGAUGGUCCUGAUGCACCCUCUACCCAGGGUGUUUGAAAUCAGCCCUGAAGUGGACACAGACCCGCGUGCUGCGUACUUCCGCCAGGCAGAGUGCGGCAUGUACGUCAGGAUGGCGCUCCUCGCACUGGUGCUGGGUCGGGUCUGAUCCAACUGAACUAUUCACGCCGUUUUUGUGACCUCACGUCAGCCUCUCUCCAAAGCACACAAGUUGUCCAAUAUUCCAAUACUAUUUUUCUAGUAUACUAUAUUCAAGGACUGCCAAGUUCCAACAGUAACUGUCAAGAUUAUACUCACAUUUCAACCCAUUAAUGUCUUAAGAUUGCCAAACAUGAUACUUCAGGACACUUAAAUGUUAUGUCGACUAUUUUAUUUAUCCAGUGUUUUUCCUAUUGGAGCUGAGAUUUAUUCUUCUUUCUUUACUUCCAAGUGAAAUAUUGUCUCUAUACAUUUAUCAUAUAUAAACAUUCAAAAAAAGUUUUAUGAACUACAGUUGUAUGUAGCUGAGUAUUGGGUGAGUUUACUUGUUAUUUCACCUUUAUGAAGGACUUGUCUGAGUGUUGAAUGUUUAUAGACUAAAUGUUGGAUCAAGGGAGAAGUUUGUGUUAAACACAUUCCAGAUGGAGACCAAGUGUUGCUUACAAUGUGCCAUACAGGAGCUGAAUGUUGGUUCUACAUGCUCAUUGUAGAGUCUCUCUAUUGAAGUAAUUUUUACAAGCCUACAUAAAAGACCUUUCAAACGGCAAAGCAAUUCUGUCCUGUCAAUGUAACUAAAAGAAAUGCACCCAUCCUUGUGAAAGUCAAUGUGUUUGUGCAUAGGACAGCCGGUUGUCAGAUAGAGCACAAAUGAAGCCACUUGUGCCUGAGUUGGGAAACAUCUACAUGUACAUGUACGUUGAUAUUUGGUGUAUUCAUCAACUAGACCAAAGGCCUUCAGACCUUUCACUAUUGUACUUAACCUUUCCUCCUCCAAAAAAUCAUGUGGUACUGGCUUUUUUGCUGAAAUGAUACUGUACUUAUGUACUGAACAGAAUGUGUAAGAAUCUCUGCACCAGUGGACACAAUCAAUGUACUUCAGGAUUUAAAUUUGUUUAAGACAAGGUAAAGGACUUCAAUUUCACGAGUGCAUGUGUAGUUAGAAACAUUGUUAUCCACGCAUUAAUUAUUAUGUAGAAUACUGUAUGAGUAAAUAUAAUAUUGAGGAUGAAUUUGAGAUUGAUCUGAUUUGGAAGGAUGCAACAUCUUGACAAGUAGCAAAAAAGG
Messenger RNA from Branchiostoma floridae (Florida lancelet), 8242 nucleotides. RefSeq names its product CAD protein-like. Gene Ontology annotation, biological process: 'de novo' pyrimidine nucleobase biosynthetic process; L-glutamine metabolic process. Gene Ontology annotation, cellular component: cytoplasm. The transcript is spliced from 46 exons. The record is from RefSeq and is a predicted model, not a curated record. The coding region runs from base 333 to 7127 and encodes 2264 amino acids. Gene Ontology annotation, molecular function: amino acid binding; aspartate carbamoyltransferase activity; carbamoyl-phosphate synthase (glutamine-hydrolyzing) activity. NCBI's taxonomy places the organism in Eukaryota, Metazoa, Chordata, Leptocardii, Amphioxiformes, Branchiostomatidae.